This is a messenger RNA of Aquila chrysaetos chrysaetos, 1843 nucleotides long. It is a transcript of the gene TFG, whose product is annotated as trafficking from ER to golgi regulator. NCBI's taxonomy places the organism in Eukaryota, Metazoa, Chordata, Aves, Accipitriformes, Accipitridae. Gene Ontology annotation, biological process: endoplasmic reticulum to Golgi vesicle-mediated transport; COPII vesicle coat assembly. Gene Ontology annotation, molecular function: identical protein binding. The coding region runs from base 235 to 1419 and encodes 394 amino acids. The transcript has 9 exons. The record is from RefSeq and is a predicted model, not a curated record. Gene Ontology annotation, cellular component: endoplasmic reticulum exit site.
AGCCCCUUCUCUGCCCUGCCACGUACGGGUGGCGGCGGCGGCGGCCGUGCCCGGGCUCGGACGGGGCGGGGGACCUCCACCGGCGGGACCGCGGAGAAGCUAGACUUCCUGUUUUCUGGCACUGAUAGUGCAUGGCGGCUUAUCCUAACUCUGUCCUGAAGUGAGGUGGGAAAUCUGUCCAAUAAUCUAGCAUCAGUAAGACAGACAAGGUCUGCAGGCGAUAAGGAAUCCACCAUGAAUGGGCAGCUGGACUUAAGCGGGAAGCUGAUCAUCAAAGCUCAGCUUGGGGAAGAUAUUAGGAGAAUUCCUAUUCAUAAUGAAGAUAUCACCUAUGAUGAAUUGGUGCUAAUGAUGCAGAGAGUUUUUAGAGGAAAACUUCUGAGCAAUGAUGAAGUCACAAUAAAAUAUAAAGAUGAAGAUGGUGAUCUUAUAACAAUUUUUGAUAGCUCAGAUCUUUCCUUUGCAAUUCAAUGCAGUAGGAUACUUAAGCUGACGUUGUUUGUGAAUGGACAACCAAGACCUCUAGAAUCUAAUCAGGUGAAAUACCUGCGUCGAGAGCUGAUAGAACUUCGCAAUAAAGUCAAUCGUUUACUGGACUGUUUAGAACCACCAGCUGAACCAGAGCUUUCCAGUAAUCUGCCUGAAAGUGAUGCUGUAGAUGGUAGGGAAGAAAAGCCUGCUGCUGCUGACCCUAAUGUUAAGCCAUCUACUCAAGUUAUAGCAGCAAGCAUGUCUGCAUUUGAUCCGCUGAAGAACCAGGAUGAAAUCAGCAAGAAUGUCAUGUCAGCAUUUGGCUUGACAGAUGAUCAGGUGUCAGGACCACCCAGUGCCCCUGCAGAAGAGCGAUCGGGAACACCGGACAGCAUCGCUUCCUCCUCUUCUGCAGCCCACCCCCCUGGUGUUCAGGCACAGCAGCCACCAUACCCCGGAACGCAGCCACAGACUGGUCAGGUGGAAGGUCAGAUGUAUCAACAGUACCAACAGCCUGGUUAUCCUGCUCAGCAGCCACAGGCUCAGCCUCAGCAGCAGUACGGUAUGCAGUACCCAGCCGGCUACCCUCAGCAGCAAACCCCCUCGCAGCAAGCCCAGCAGUUCCCGGCCUACAGCCAGCCGGCGGCCCCGGCCCCGGCCGCCGCCUUCCCCGGGCAGCCGCAGCAGCUGCCGGCGCAGCAGCCCCCGCAGUACCCGGGGGGCAGCUACCCCCCGCAGCCAUACACCACGCAGGCCUCCCAGCCCGCUCCCUACAGCGGCCCCCCCGGCUCCCAGGCGGCGCCGGGCACCUACCAGCCGCGGCCCGGCUUCACCCCCCCGCCCGGCAGCACCAUGACCCCCCCGCCCAGCGGGCCCAACCCCUACGCCCGCAGCCGGCCUCCCUUCGGCGCCCAGGGCUACACCCAGCCCGGACCUGGCUACCGGUAAGGAGGGGCCGCCGGGCACCGACACGGACACGGGCGACCGGCACACCUACGAUUCCAUCCCAACGGCCUCCGGGAUUUUUAAUUGAGGUUCCAGAACCGUAGCUGUUAAUUAAAUUCUGCUGGGGGAGGGGAACGACCAAACGAGACGACUCUUUCCUGCUUUCGAUUGUAUACGCUUCCUAGUUUAAUUUGGGGCUGGGUUGGUUUUGGGAAACACUACCUACGUGUCUGUAAAGCGAUUGACAUUCUAGCUUGCCUUGUUGGAAGGAUACGAAGAUGCUAGUUGGAAGUUUAGCCCACUUAUCAGGCUUGUUCUUACUAAUACCAUGAUGUACUAAAUUAGGUUCAUUCUGGAGGUAAAACUAGAUAUGAUGUAUUAUAAAUUGUAAUGCUCACAUGGAAAACUAAUAAAAACCCUGAAUCUA